This is a messenger RNA of Parnassius apollo (apollo), 1257 nucleotides long. NCBI's taxonomy places the organism in Eukaryota, Metazoa, Arthropoda, Insecta, Lepidoptera, Papilionidae. The record is from the annotation of a GenBank genome assembly.
AUGGCAGAUGUUAUAACUGUUGAUCUUGAAGCACCUAUCAUUGACCUUUUCAGAAGUCUUGUUACACACAAUAUAACGCAAAACACUGUGGUGACUGACGCCCAACUUAUUGAAAUAUUAGAAAAAGAGUUUUCUAUGGAUACUAAUACGCUACACAAAUUCGAAGUAGAAGUUUACUUAAAUGUUUUAAAGAAAUUCAUCAAGAAUUGGCCAGAGUGGGAUCAAUUUGAACAAGCAGUUAUAAAAUUAAAAGAAACAAAUGACAGCGUCGGAAUAUCAAAGAUACUAAAAGAGAAAUAUAUUAAUAUAAAAGAAUAUUUACGUGGAAUGUUAAAUGCGGCCCAAGAAUUAGCAAAAAGUAAAAUUAAUGAGAUAAAAAUGAAAGAACAACAUGACGAUAAUAAUGGUGUAGAAAUGGAAGUGGAAGCAACGAGGCAACAGUUGAACUGUCUGUUUUACCGCCAACCGUUGCACAAUAACAUAUUUAAUGUAACUAGAGAUUUUAAAUUAGGGCUGCACAAUUCAAAAAUGCUCACCCUCGAGUCUAUUGUAAACUGGUGGGAGGUGGCGAUAGAAAUAAGUGUUAAGGCUGAUAAUAAAUUUAUAAUCUACAGACGUCGAAAUGUGCACAGACUGAAACACGCACUAGUUAAUAAAGAACUCGCUUCGAAUACGCGCAAAACUGCCGACCUCAAUGAACAGAUACUGGUGAAAUCUCGAAAAAUAAACCGCACACAAAUUUUAAGAGAACAAAUUUUAGAAUAUUUUGAGAAAGUACUAAAAUUCGAUAAAAAUUCUAAAUGGCGGUCGGUUUUAGAUAUUUUAAAGAACAUUUUACUAAAUGAUUUUAAGAGUAUGCCAAAAACAUUAAGUAUACCAUGUGAUUUUAGAAGGUAUAUAAGCAAGACUAAAUAUAUUAGAUAUUUGUACCAAGAUGUACCGAAUAAUGAGAACAAUGAGGGGGCUGUAAAAUUCGAUUUGCAAUUGGAAGAAAUUGUUUCACCAAUGUGUCAAUUUCAAUUAAGAACCUGUGGUAAAAACGCUAACAUGGAUGUAUCGUUUGAGAACGCUAUAAAAAUAAUUUGCACGAACUGUCAUUUGACGUUUACAGGGGCGAAUUUUGUGUGGAAUAUUUUAAAACAUUUUAGUGACGACCAUAAUGAAGAACCCGAUUGGAUGUGUCUGAAAUGCAAUAGGGUGUUCACUAUGCCCUCUUUAACUCAUAUGGGUUGGACCCAUACAUGUGAUGUUUCAUAA